GGCUGCCGAGCACCCCCUCCUCGCCCCCCUCCGACCCCCGCCCGUUGUCGCCGUCGACUUGAGGCCGGGUCCGCCUCCUGGUCCGCCGACGGACAGAGGGACAGAGGGUCCCAGCGUCGCCAUGUCGCCCAGGCCGACCCCGCGCGCGCCCCUGCUGCUGCUCUUGCUGCUGCUGCUGCUGCUGUCUCCGGCCGUGGCCGUGGAUGGAGCCUUCUUGAGCCCCACGGCUCUUGGGCCCAGCUCCGAGGCCCUGGUGCAGCAGCAGGCGGAGAGCAGAGGUACUGGUGUCCCUGAGACGGCACCCACCCGAGGAUCCGCCAACUCCUCCACCCGGCCAGCACCCAGUGCCAUGGUGGAGUCGGUCACCAUAGUGCCAACCACCAAUGGCUCUGUCACCCUGUCCCCCACGGAGCCCCCCACCCCGCCCCCCACAAAGCCCCUCUGCCCUGGCCCUGUCGCCCCCUGCUCCAGUGCGGACACUCAGGUGGCAAAGGUCGUCCUGGGGGAUGCGCUGACCGACUUCUCCCUGAAGCUGUACCGUGCCUUUGCCGCUGCGAAGAACACGGAAACCAACAUGGCCUUCUCCCCCUUCAGCAUUGCUAGUCUCCUCACACAGGUCCUGCUGGGGGCCGGGGACAGCACCCGGAGCGGCCUGGAGAGCGUCCUCUCCUACCCGCAGGACUUCGCCUGCGUCCACCAGGCCCUGCAGGCCUUUGCAUCCAAGGGCGUCAGCUCCGCCUCCCAGAUCUUCCACAGCCCAGACCUGCCCAUCAAGGACAGCUUUGUGAAUGCCUCCCAGCGCCUGUACGGCAGCAGCCCCCGGGUGCUGGGCAAUGACAGCACUGCCAGCCUGGCGCUCAUCAAUGGCUGGGUGGCGGAGAGCACCAACCACAAGAUCAGCCGGCUGCUGGACAGCCUGCCGCCCGACGCCCGCCUGGUGCUGCUCAACGCCAUCUACCUGAGCGCCAAGUGGAAGCAGCCCUUUGAGCAGCAGAAGAGGCUGGAGACCUUCCACCUCAGGAACUCGGUCAUCCAAGUGCCCAUGAUGAGGAGCAAGAAGCACCCGAUGGCACACUUCAAUGAGCCCACCCUGAGGGCCAAGGUGGGGCAGCUGCAGCUCUCACACAACCUGAGCUUCGUGAUGCUGGUGCCACAGAGCCUUCGGCAGCCCCUGGAGGACCUGGAGCAGGCACUGAGUCCCACGCUCUUCAGGGCCAUCAUGCGGAAGCUGGAGAUGUCCAAGUUCCAGCCCACGUACCUGGUGAUGCCACGCAUCAAGGUGACGGGCAGCCAGGACCUGCUGCCCAUCAUGGAGAAGCUGGAAUUCUUCAACUUCGCCUAUGACCUCAACCUGUGUGGGGUAACGGAGGACGAGGACCUGCAGGUGUCGGCGAUGCGGCACCACACGGUGCUGGAGCUCACUGAGACUGGCGUGGAGGCGGCCGCAGCCUCCGUGGUCACUGUGGCCCGAAAUCUGCUGAUCUUCGAGGUGCAGCAGCCCUUCCUCUUCCUGCUCUGGCACCAGGAGCACAAGUUCCCCGUCUUCAUGGGCCGGGUCUAUGACCCCAGGGCCUAGAGCCGGGAGCUUGGCGGGGGCCAUCGCUCCUGGCUCCCGGGUGCAGCCUUGCUGCUGCUGCCUCCCUCCUGGCAGCCCCUCCCAUGGCCCUGCACACUCUGCUCAGCACUUUUUCGGCUUUCUCUGGUUCAGGUCUACCAGGCCCUACAAAUAAAAGCUGGCCAACCAUGA
This is a messenger RNA of Heterocephalus glaber (naked mole-rat), 1747 nucleotides long. The record is from RefSeq and is a predicted model, not a curated record. NCBI's taxonomy places the organism in Eukaryota, Metazoa, Chordata, Mammalia, Rodentia, Bathyergidae.